Molecule: messenger RNA, 804 nt
Organism: Emiliania huxleyi CCMP1516
Lineage: Eukaryota; Haptophyta; Isochrysidales; Noelaerhabdaceae
Exons: 2
Coding region: 1-804 (267 amino acids)
Source: RefSeq, a predicted model, not a curated record
AUGAAGUGCGACGACGUUGCCGCGCUGCUCGAGGACCCCGCGAGGCGGGAGAGUGUCAUGAACGCGGCGGAGGCCGCCUCGAGGCUGACCGACAGCCUCGCCAGCAUCGCCGAGUCGCAGCAGGUGGACGCCGACGGCCAGCACGCGGUCUCCAUCGACGAGGACGCGCGGCGAGGGCUCGAAACGUUCGACACCACUCAGAUCUUCGUGAUGCCCGUCGGAGACUGGACGCGCGCGCUCUCGCAGGCCGUCCUCAAGCGCCGCCAGCGACGCGCGUGCUGGGUGCGCGGGCCCUUCGUCUCGCCCUACGCCGCCGCCAAGGACUUUUCGCAGCUGAUCCUCUACGCCUCGGGCAUUGGCAUCACGCCCGCGCUGGGGGUUAUGGGGCAGUACGCGGGGUCGACACGGAUGAAGUUCCUCGUCUGGUCGACGCGCUCGGCGCCGAUGCUCAAGUUCUUCGCGCCGCUGCUCGGGGACGCGCAGCUGGCGAUGAUCUUCUACACGGGCAGGCCCAGGCUCGGGCAGGCGGAGCUGGACGCGAUCACCAGCCAGGGGGGCAACAUCAUCGUCCAGCAGCACCGGCCCGAUCUGCUGCACACGCUCGAGGAGGUGAUGCGCGGGUACGAAAAGAGCGCCGCCGGCAUCAGCCGGGCCGGGGAGCUCGACCUGCGGCGGCUCGACCACAACACGAGGGCCGCCUGGUGCGCGCUGUACUGUGGGGGCUCGCACGCGAUCCGUGACCAGCUCGAGGGUUGCGCAAAGGACCUCGGCAUCGGGUUCCAGGCGGAGCUAUUUGAUUGGUGA